Molecule: messenger RNA, 3005 nt
Organism: Habropoda laboriosa
Lineage: Eukaryota; Metazoa; Arthropoda; Insecta; Hymenoptera; Apidae
Gene: fmt
Product: serine/threonine-protein phosphatase 6 regulatory subunit 3
Exons: 18
Coding region: 237-2756 (839 amino acids)
Cellular component (GO): nucleus; cytosol
Molecular function (GO): protein phosphatase regulator activity; protein phosphatase binding
Source: RefSeq, a predicted model, not a curated record
UCCGUACUAUUAAAAAAAAGAAUUCUAUUUUAUUUCUCACAGUGACGCUGUGAGGUUGUCGCCGCAAUUAUUUACGGCGUCGUCACCGUUCUAAUACGUCCAUGCAAUGUUAGUUGGCUCUCUGUCCCGCAAAGCAUUACGUUAUUUUUUUAGUGGCCACCACUUCAAUGUUGUGAUUAUUUUCACAUCUGAUUAAUCGUAUCGUGGUAGAGUAAGGCGAGGUUCGCGGUCGCAUCAUGUUUUGGGCAGGUAAUUACGUGUCAUCUCCUAAUAUCGAGGCACUUCUUAACAAAGAGGAUGUUACAUUGUUUGAGUUGAUGGAUGAUGAGGAUAUUUUACAAGAAUGUAAAAGCCAGAAUAAGAAACUUAUUGAGUAUCUUACAAGAUCUGAUGUAAUGGAAGAAUUAAUAACACUGACAACUAAAGAACCAUCACCAGAUAUAGAAGAACGUUGGCGUUACAAAUAUCCAAAUGUAGCUUGUGAGUUGCUCACUUGUGAUAUAUCAGUUUUAAAUGAAAAAUUAGCAGGCAAUGAAGCACUUUUGGCAAAACUUUAUUCUUUUAUUGAUACUGACCAACCGUUGAAUCCUCUUUUGGCAUCAUUUUUUAGUAAAACUAUUGGAGUACUUAUCGGUCGCAAAACUGUUCAGAACUGGUAUUCGUAUCAGUUCACUUGUUUGCAGCUCUUAGAAUUUCUGAAAAGUCGUGAAACAUGUGUCGACCUACUUUUACAACAUUUAGAGACUUCUGCAAUUAUGGACUUAGUACUGAAACUCGUUAGUCAGGUUGAAGGAAAUAUGCGGCAAAAUAUAUUAAGUUGGUUAGAUAGUCAACAAUUAGUGCAAAGAGUGAUAAAGUUAUUAUCCCCUAAUUCUGAACCAAGUAAACAUGCAAAUGCUGCACAAUUACUUGGUGAUAUGAUAAAUGCUGCUAGAGAAUAUCAACGUACAUCAUCAGCACGCACUGGUCCAGAUCCUAUUUUAAAUACUCUUGAAUCAGCAGAAACAGUAAGCCUGUUACUAGAGACUAUUUUAACGGGAGAGAAACUAGAAAGUAGUAUUAUUGGUGGAAUUCAGGUACUUCUUACACUUUUACCAAAAGCUAACAAUGGAAGAAAUGAGGGCAGUGUCAAUGGAAAUGGCACUGAAGAAGAAGUUACAGAUAAUGAAGAACGUAUCAAAAUUGCAAAUGCAACCUUGCCUUAUUUAGAACAGCUUAACAAACUUCUGUUGGAUCCACCUUAUCCUCCUGUUAAAACAACUACUGGGGUAUUAGAAUGUCCGGUAGGCAUUACACGUUUACACGUUACAAAGUUGUUUACAACAUUGAUGGCAACAGAAUGUGUAGGCAUUUAUGAAACCUUAAUAGACUUAGGAACAUUCCAAACGUUACUGGAUUUAUUUUUUAAAUAUACGUGGAACAAUUUUCUACAUACUCAAGUACAAUAUUGCCUGGCUUUAGCUAUUAAUUGUGAUUUGAAGGAAACAAAUAACAUUAUUUAUUAUAAUAUAUUUAUCGAAUGCAGAUUAAUAGAUCGAAUUUUGGAAGCAUGGGAUAAAAAUGACAGUAAACAGAAUAAGGAAAAUGAAAAUCAGCCGGGAUAUAUUGGCCAUUUAAUAAACAUUGCAAAUAACAUCGUUAACCAACGUGAAAAAAGUGAAAAUUUAGAUGAAUUUUUGAUAUAUAAUUUAUCACCUGAGUGUCUUAGUAAAUGGGAUCUCUUUGUGAAUGUAGAAUUAGCAAAAAUUAAUAAGACUCAACAAAUUGUUUUGGGUGGAAAAUUGCAAGCGACAAGUUCCAAUGAAAACCUAGAUGGAUAUACAGAUUACCCUCAACAACAAUUUCUCAAUGUUCAGCGAGUUGAAGUAUUCUACUCCAAUUAUCUGGGACAACAUAUGGCGCCACAGUUUACUGAAAAUUUUGGAUUAUACGAGUAUCACUUUAAUGACCGUGAUGAUGCCCUUCAUAACUCGGUUGACCAAUUAACAACGUUGGCCUUUACUCUCAGUGAAGAAGAUCUCGACAAGAGGGAAGAUAUGUUCAAUAAGAUAUGUCAGCAAAAACAAAAGGCUGACUUGGAGGACUGUAAUCCAGGAGUAGAAUGGGGCGAUGAAGGUGAACUUACCUUUCAAACAGUGGUAGAUAAACGUGAUUGGCCAACAAAACAGCAACAUAAUGACUCUAAUUCGUCCGACGAAGAUGAUGAAGAUCCACGAGAUAUGCAUAUGGAAAUCGAUUCUACUGAGCCUGGGGAUUCAACCAAACCAUUACCUACUAGUACUGCACUUCCUGAGGUGAAUCCAUGGGACGUUGUACAAUCAGAAUCAGUUGUAUCUACUGGUUGGGCAAAUUUUGAUAAUUUUGAAAACACUUUUAAUAUGGAGAAUACUGUGAUAAUAGAUGAUGAGAAUAAAAUGGAAAUUUUGUUCAGAAACAAAGGACCAGUAGAACCCAUUGGAGCAGGUGAUAUGAAAAUUGAUGAUUCUGUUGACAGUAGUACUGUUUCAUUAGUAAAAACGAAUAUAAAUCACCAAAGUACUGAGAGUAGUUUAUAUUCUGGUUGUACUGCCGAUAAAAAUGCAAAUCCCAGCGAAACUGUAGGUAGCAGAGAAAUCAAGUGUGGAGAAAACGUAAAGAGUACGGAACUUGCAACAACCACGGUACAAAAUGAAAAGUCUUCGAAUGAUUGUAAAAUCUCAUGUAGUUUAGAAAAUGCAACAACGGAAGCUGUAUUACCAUCAACAGAUGCCAAGUGAAAAAUUAUUUGUUGAGUAUGGCAUUGCAAUAGAAUAAAAAAAAAAAUCAUAUCAAGUAUAAAUUUCUACGAAUGAUCAGAAUAUAUAUUACGUCCCUAUAUUUUCAUUAGAUCACAUUAAUUGUGCUUCAAUGCGUUGGCGCCUGGUAACAACUUACAGCAGGGUAUAAGUAUGGAAUGAAAAGUAAAAGACUAACCGACGCUCAACUAUGAAUAGUAUAUUACUUGAUGUAUAUGUACAUGUUCUCGG